Racocetra fulgida is the source of this 236-nucleotide messenger RNA. The record is from the annotation of a GenBank genome assembly. Lineage: Eukaryota; Fungi; Glomeromycota; Glomeromycetes; Diversisporales; Gigasporaceae.
AACAUAGCAUGGAACUUUUGGACAUAGGACGACAUUGUGCAAAGUCUGAUUGCAAACAAUUAGAUUAUCUCCCCAUUAAAUGUCAAUAUUGUAAAAAAGAUUUUUGUUUCGACCAUUCAAAGCCCAGCGAACAUAAUUGUAGCGACGCACCUAGUGGAGAUGGUGAGCGGGUUCCAAUCUGUCCCUUGUGUGGAGUGCCUGUUCCGAUUGUCAGAGGCGAGGAUCCCAAUAUUAAA